GGAGGAGCCGAGCGGCGGCAGCAGCAGGCGCGGCGGGGCGGAAGUCCUUUGUUGCAGCAGCAGAGGGAGCAGCGCGGGUGGCUCCGACCUUCUGCCGCCGCUUCGGUCCCGCGCGGAGCCCCCGGACCCCGCUGGCCGCGCGGCGGGACUGUAAUCAGAAUACAAGAUGGCAAGUACCAGCCACAGCACAUAUGUCCUUCAGCAGCUGAACAACCAAAGAGAGUGGGGUUUUCUCUGUGACUGCUGCAUUGCUAUUGAUGAUAUUUAUUUUCAAGCACACAAAGCGGUCCUAGCUGCCUGCAGCUCUUAUUUUAGGAUGUUUUUUAUGAACCACCAACACCCCACAGCCCAGCUGAAUCUCAGCAACAUGAAGAUCAGUGCUGAAUGCUUUGAUCUCAUACUACAGUUUAUGUAUUUAGGAAAAAUUAUGACUGCCCCAACCAACUUUGAGCAAUUUAAAGUGGCGAUGAACUAUCUACAGUUAUAUAAUGUGCCUGAAUGUUUAGAAGAUAUACAAGAUACAGACUCCUCUAAUUUAAAGUGUUCAUCUUCUGCUUCUAGUACACAGAAUAGUAAAAUGAUAUUUGGUGUGAGAAUGUAUGAAGACACACUUACUAGAAAUGGCAGUGAAGUAAACAGGUGGUGUACGGAGCCACCAAGUUCAACUGUAAACACAUCCCAUAACAAAGAGCCGGAUGAAGAAGCUUUGCAGCUGGGCAGUUUCCCUGAACAACUGUUCGAUGUUUGCAAAAAAAGCACCAUGUCCAAAUUCUCUAACACAAAAGAUCGUGUGUCACAUUCACGCCGCUUUGGAAGAAGCUUUACCUGUGACAGCUGUGGGUUUAGUUUUAGCUGUGAAAAGUUACUGGAUGAGCAUGUGUUAACAUGCACUAAUAGGCAUUCAUUCCAAAAUACCAGGUUUUAUGGUAUUGAAAAAAUUGACUUUAGUGAAAAAGACUCUACUUCUAAAAUACUGUCUGCACAAACAGAGAACUAUAAAGGGGAUACCAGUCAAGCAGCUGAUGACUCUUCAUCUCCAGUGUCAAAUAUAACAAGCAGAAAAAGUAGUAUAGUUGCAUCUGAGACAUCAGGUGAAGAAGGAAGUAGAGCCACUGAGAGGAAAAGGAUUAUCAUCAAGAUGGAACCAGAGGACAACCCGGAAGAUGAACUGAAAGAUUUUAACAUUAUUAAAGUGACAGAUAAAGACUGUAAUGAAUCUACUGACAAUGAUGAAUUAGAUGAUGAACAGGAAGAGCCACUUUACAGAUAUUAUGUUGCAGAAAAGAUCAAUGAAAAGAGACGUUCUCGAAAAACUCUAAAACCCCGGUUGUCUAUAGAUGAGAAUGCAAGAAAGUGUUUAAAAAACACAAGGCAUCUUAACAGGAAAGCCCCCCCAGUGCAGGAAGAUGCAGAGAAUGCUCCCUGUGAACUGUGUGGACUAACAAUUACAGAGGAAGAUCUAUCUGCUCAUUAUUUAUCUAAACACAUAGAAAAUAUAUGUGCUUGUGGCAAAUGUGGCCAAAUAUUGGUCAAGGGUAGACAGUUACAGGAUCAUGCACAGACAUGUGGAGAACCCCAGGAUCUGACAAUGAAUGGUAUAAGAAAUGCUGAGGAAAAAAUGGACUUAGAAGAGAAUCCCGAGGAACAGUCUGAAAUAAGGGAUAUGAUGUUUGCAGAGAUAUUGGAGGACUUCAGGGACAGUCACUUCCAAAUGAACAGUCUUCCAAACAAACAGUUAUAUAAGCAUUCUGCCUGUCCUUUCCGAUGUCCUAAUUGUGGUCAGCGUUUUGAAACUGAAACUCUAGUUGUUGAACAUAUGUCAAACUGCCUAGAGCAAGAUCUGUUUAAGAAUGCUAUUAUUGAAGAGAAUGAAAGAGAUCACAGACGCAAGCAUUUCUGCAAUCUUUGUGGGAAAGGAUUUUAUCAGCGUUGUCACUUACGGGAACAUUAUACUGUUCAUACCAAGGAAAAACAGUUUGUUUGUCAGACAUGUGGGAAGCAGUUUUUAAGAGAACGUCAGCUGCGGCUCCACAAUGAUAUGCACAAAGGCAUGGCCAGGUAUGUCUGUUCCAUUUGUGAUCAAGGAAACUUCAGAAAACAUGACCAUGUACGGCAUAUGAUAUCUCAUUUAUCAGCUGGAGAGACUAUAUGCCAGGUCUGUUUUCAGAUAUUCCCAAAUAACGAACAACUGGAGCAGCACAUGGAUGUUCAUCUGUAUACAUGUGGAGUAUGUGGAGCAAAAUUUAAUUUGAGAAAAGAUAUGAGAUCUCACUAUAAUGCCAAGCAUUUGAAAAGAACAUAAGCAUAAACAUACUGUAAAACAAGCAUUAAGUUGACAGCAGUGGGAAAACCAAAGCAAGGCAUACAAUAUAGCAGACAAAAAUUGAAUGAUUGCUGAAAACAAGUCUUUUGUUUAAAGACCCUCUUAAUCAUAGGUGUCUUUGUUGUAGGGUCAUUAAGUAUAUAUCUUUUAAAAGCAUCAAGUGUUUAAUUAUUACAUUUUCACUGUUGCCUACUAGCAAUUUCUGUUUUUAAUUUUGUUUUACUAAGUAGAUAUGAUACAAGUCAUUAUUUUUAAACUGUAGAGUAAAAGCACAAAUGUUACCCCUUAACUGACUUCUAUUAAACAAUUCUUAGUUUCAU
This is a messenger RNA of Mauremys mutica (yellowpond turtle), 2643 nucleotides long. RefSeq names its product zinc finger and BTB domain containing 1 (gene ZBTB1). Gene Ontology annotation, molecular function: protein binding. The record is from RefSeq and is a predicted model, not a curated record. Gene Ontology annotation, biological process: regulation of cytokine production; regulation of immune system process; negative regulation of transcription by RNA polymerase II. NCBI's taxonomy places the organism in Eukaryota, Metazoa, Chordata, Testudines, Geoemydidae. The coding region runs from base 167 to 2302 and encodes 711 amino acids. The transcript is spliced from 2 exons.